Osmia lignaria (orchard mason bee) is the source of this 1149-nucleotide messenger RNA. RefSeq lists its product as uncharacterized. NCBI's taxonomy places the organism in Eukaryota, Metazoa, Arthropoda, Insecta, Hymenoptera, Megachilidae. The record is from RefSeq and is a predicted model, not a curated record.
GACAAAGGAUUAUUAAGAACUACGAAAAAUUGUAGUACACACCGAAGGCCCAUGAAACUUCUUGCAGGCGGGGAACACGGAUUUGGCCGUUUCCGAUGUUCUGCUGGCCGCGGAAACUGCAAACAGUACGUGGCAACAGUCGAUUCCUUCUUCCAGGACGUCCGUCUGCAAUUGCAUAAGGCAAUAAAACUAAUGUAUUGCUUCACUCGUGACUUUUCCUACGAGGAUACCGCAAAUGAGGUAUACGACGUGGGAAAAGACGAGGAUAUUUUGUCGACGAACAAACUGCUAUUGUUCGCAGAUGAUAGUGGAUCAUCACGCUUGCAAAAUGCAGGCGGGGUUAAUGAAGCAGGAUCUGCAAUCGUUGUACAGAUCGAUGUAGCCAAAUUCGGCAAAAGAAAGUACAACCGUGGCCGAAUCGUCGACGGCCACUGGGUGCUUGGUAUGGUCGACACAUCGACCAACGAUUGCGGAAUGGUUGUCGUUCAAGAUGGGAGGCGGCAACAUUGAUCCCCCUAAUAAAAGAAAAUGUUGCAGCUCGCAGCAGGAUCCAUACCGUCUCAUUUAAAAGUUACAUGGUUCUCGCUGCUGAAGGAUACAUCCAUAAGAUAGUUAAUCACAGCGUCUUUGUUGCUCACGAUGGAACUCAUACGCAGAAAAUCGAAGCUAACUGGCGACUCGCAAAAGAUUGGAUGCGUGGAAGGAGCCGCUUCCACGACGAAGACUUUGCCGAUCGUCUUUGCUCGUCUUUGCUGAUCACAGCAAACAAGGAACAAUAUGUUUUUAAAUAUGCGAAUUUAUCUACAGUGGAGAAAGACAAUUCAUUCGGCAAACUCUUCUCAUAAUUGCCUGAAGCACAUCAAGUCAGCCAUCGUAUUGUUACUAAAGGCCCUCCUACUGUGAAACGUCCACGUCGUCCGACACCUGAAAAAUACCAUGCUGCUAAAGCAGAAUUCGAUGAUUGAACAGUAGAGAAAUUCCGAGAAAUAGACGAGAAAGUAAAGAUCGAUUGCGUUAAUUAAGAAAAGGAAACUGGAAAGAGAGAGGAGCACGUUGUCGGAGACGCUUAAGAACGAGCUUUUAACGAUAAACUUUGGUUUCUGCCUACUGUACAACAGAACGAACUGGAAUGUAUUAUUAUUUAUUAAA